AUCACUACUCUCUCCAAAAUUCCAUGGCGUGAUGACGUGUACAGCUCCGAUUGGUGGACACACGUAGCUCCUCUCAGUCCUGCAGCAAUGGAGAACUGGGCGAAGGGAUUUUCUUGUCUGCGUCGAGAGGUUUCUGCUCCGAUUUGAUUCACUCGCGAAGAGACGAAAUCUAUUUUCUUAGAGAGAGGGAGAGAGAGAGAGAGAGAGAGAAUGCAUCGAUCAUCACCAUUGUUGAUCGUGUUAUCUUUGUUCUUCUUGCAAAUAUUCGAUCUCAGUUCCCGGGUAGAUGCAUUGUACGGACCAUCAUCACCAGUGCUUCAGCUAAACCCCUCUAACUUCAAGUCCAAGGUUCUCAAUUCGAAUGGGGUUGUUUUAGUUGAGUUCUUUGCUCCUUGGUGUGGUCACUGCCAAGCGCUGACACCUACAUGGGAAAUGGCAGCUACUACCUUGAAAGGUGUUGCCACUGUGGCAGCACUUGAUGCUGAUGCUCACCAGUCACUAGCUCAGGUUUCCUAUAUUACUACUUAAUACUUAUAGCAAUUG
Molecule: messenger RNA, 543 nt
Organism: Camellia sinensis
Lineage: Eukaryota; Viridiplantae; Streptophyta; Magnoliopsida; Ericales; Theaceae
Source: RefSeq, a predicted model, not a curated record